AUCUUAUUUGGUGGUGUCUUGUUUACACGUCAAACGCGAUACUGCCAUCCGCCACCGACCGCAUUAGCUCAAUUCGGCAGGUCCUGACGUGUAGUCUUCGGCAGAAUCAAGCGGUCAAGCGUUUAUCGUGGCUUUCCUGUCGCAACAUGACGCCUCCUACAGAUUCAGUAUUUCUGUGAAAUGUGAAUGAAGAGGCAACCUCUAGGAUAUUCAAUAUGCCCGACGACUUCAGCGAUGACCAGAUUGCCGCGAUACUGAGCAAAGAGGCUAAAGAAACUUCGAUAAAAUAUUCAGCACAGGGCAUGUCCGCAUUUCUACCUUCCAAGCCUCCCGCCAAUAAACCAAAACCAAACACUCGUUUCCUCCGCAAUCUUGUCCGAGACACAGACUCGCAUAAUGCAGCGCUACUCGCCAAGGAAGCCGCAGAGUCGCGUAAUCGUCUCGAGCAAUUAGUCACGAAAGACACACGAAGAGCAAACGAUAUUAGGCGUCGCCAGCUUGGAAGCAUUACUGCGGUUUUAAACGGGAAUGCGCCAAAACGACAGAGGACUGAUGGCGCGGCUAGGCCAAUGCGCGACGAGGGAACCUCCUCUGGUGGUUUGGAGGAGAGGAAGGAUCGGUCGACUGACACCGAAGACUAUCGUCGGGAUAAGGGAAGGGGAGUGCGCAAAGAUGACGAAGAUAUGAAAGAUGUAUCAUCGUCAAAGGACAGGCAUCGGUCGCAUCGAAGCGAGUCAAAACGUCUAAGCCAUCAUGAGAAGCAUAGGUCUCGGCAUCGUUCAAGAUCCCGCUCCCCUGACGAAGACAGGAGAAGUAGGGAUCCGAAACGACGGGAACGUUCGCCUGGGCGGCGUUCACUGCUCUCUUCCUCCAGCCGACGUGAUGAGAAAUCAUACGACAGAGAACGGCGGCGAAGACCUUCACCUCAGGCGGAUUCGGAUUCGGAUCCUCUGGAAGCUAUAGUCGGUCCCCUGCCGCCACCAAAGGUGAAAAGCCGUGGCCGCGGCACCGUAUCGUCAACCUCUGGAAUUGACGCUCGGUUCUCGGAAAACUAUGAUCCAGCGCUUGACCUAGUACCAGAGAACCAUGAAACCGACGGCAAUGGUGAUGACUGGGAGCUAGUGCUAGACCGUGUGAAAUGGAAGCAACAGGGUGCGGAUAGGCUCAAAGCAGCUGGGUUUACGGAAGAAGAAAUACAGGGAUGGAAGAGUGGGAAGAAGGCAGAAGUGAAGUGGACAGCAAGUGGAAAGGAGAGGGAGUGGGAUAGGGGGAAGCCUGUCGGUGGCGUCGACGGUAGCGCUGAAUGAGGAAGGCUUGAUGCGGGAAGUGAUUCGAGGAUGUGAGGCUUGAGAACAAUAGCACAAUCGGGAUAGGAAAAUAUAGUUUUGGUGGGACAUGGUCAUCAUGGGGGCCAACGGUAUCAUAAACGCUAGCGGAGCUGUGUCGAACGGUGAAGAUGGGCGCCACGCGAACCAGAGCCCCGGAAUAGAUUCUGGUUGGUAAAUGCGUUGGUGGUUACUAUGGUUUUUUGAGAAGUUAUUGUUACGCUGCUUUGGUAGGUAGAUUUUUGUUGCAUUUCUCGGAAUAUUCUCCACGACCCACGUUGUCUCGCUGGCCGGGCCGCGGACCAUGCCUUUCAAGUCCCCACAAACGCACGUCACAGUCGGGUUCGCAUUAGGACCCUGUACCACGCGCAGCACUGGAUCGCUCGUAGAAUAAUACGGUAAUACAUAUCUCAUAUAGUAUGGUACGGUAGAGUAUCACAGGACGUAUAGCUGUACUUGUCACGGGAAAAGAAAGACAGAAGAGAAACGGAGAGGUUGUCGACGCGUCGAGAUAAAAUAAGAUGACAAGGAGCAAUUCAGGAGACCCUUUAGACCAUUUUGGUGGGGGGUCUGUCAAGGAUCGGCGGGACAGCCGUCAAAGCAAUGCAUGCAUAGCGAAGGUACCCUUGUUAGGGACUAGAGCCACUAUAGCCACCACUAUAGCCACCACUACAGCCACCACGUCGCAGGUUGGUGGGUCUUGAAGAGGUUAGAAGGGUUCGAAGGGCCAAAGGGUGCUAGUCCCCUGUCUUUAGAAGCAAAAUUGUAGCCCCUGAACGAAUUGGACCGACUGAACACAAACCAUAUCUCCUCUUUUGGGCACAGCGGCUAUAGAGUAGUACAAAGUUAGUAUGGUAAGGGCGAGAAAGGAGGACCGCCAGAAGUAGAGUACAAAACAAAAUAAAUUGCCA
Molecule: messenger RNA, 2236 nt
Organism: Pseudogymnoascus verrucosus
Lineage: Eukaryota; Fungi; Ascomycota; Leotiomycetes; Thelebolales; Thelebolaceae
Exons: 2
Coding region: 216-1307 (363 amino acids)
Source: RefSeq, a predicted model, not a curated record